Molecule: messenger RNA, 2192 nt
Organism: Anoplopoma fimbria (sablefish)
Lineage: Eukaryota; Metazoa; Chordata; Actinopteri; Perciformes; Anoplopomatidae
Gene: rcan1b
Product: regulator of calcineurin 1b
Biological process (GO): calcium-mediated signaling
Cellular component (GO): nucleus; cytoplasm
Molecular function (GO): calcium-dependent protein serine/threonine phosphatase regulator activity; nucleic acid binding
Source: RefSeq, a predicted model, not a curated record
ACCCGGAUGUAAGCGUCCACUGGACACCACCGAGGAAGAAGACGCCGCUGCGUUCCUGUGCGCCAUGCUAACGCUGCUAGCCGUCCGCAGCCCCGCGUAGAGCGGCCGGGAGCUAGCCUGUGAGCUAACGGCAGCUAGCGGCAGCUAACGGGGUCUCCGGCCCGCUCGUCCAGGGAUGCAGCCGGAGGAGCAGCAGCAGGAGGAGGCCGCGGCGGAGGUGAAGCUGAGCCCGCUGCCCGGCGCACUGGUGGCCUGCAGGGUCCCGGACGGCCUGUUCGAGCCCGGAGGAGGAGCAGGAGGAGCAGGAGGGGGGGGGGGCGUGAAGGCCCGCUUUGAGGCCCUGUUCCGUUCGUUCGAGCCCGAGGUGCAGUUCCAGUACUUCAAGUCGUUCCGGCGGGUGCGGAUCAGCUUCGGCGACGCUCUGGCCGCCGCCGAGGCCAGACUCCGCCUCCACAAGACGGACUUCAACGGCAAGGAGAUGAGACUCUACUUCGCCCAGUCCGUCCACAUAGGGAGUCCUCGUCUGGAGCCCCAGCCGGACAAACAGUUCCUGAUCUCGCCCCCCUCCCCCCCGGUGGGCUGGGCCCAGUCUCAGGACGCCAUGCCGGUCAUCAACUACGACCUGCUGUGUGCCAUCUCAAAGCUCGGACCAGGGGACAAGUACGAGCUCCACACCGCCACCCCCACCACCCCGAGCGUGGUCAUCCACGUCUGCGACGACGAGCGCGGCGGCGACAGCUCCGCCCCGGACGACAGCGACCAGGACGACAAGCCCCGCCCCCGGCCGAAGAUCGUGCAGACGCGUCGCCCGGACUUCGCGGCCGAAGCGGAUCAGUGAGCGAGCGGCGCGCGGCGGCGGCGGCCGCAAUGUUUUCUUUUCAUCCUGAAGUGAUUUGGUCGAGAGCUCCGACGCGGGCGCUCAGAGGGGUUCGAGGACUUUGGUUGAGAGACUUCCCGCCAUGUCCCGUAGACGAGCAUUUCAUAAGACGGAGUUGGGAGUCCAACGCUGCAUUCAUGUCCCGUGGGGAAAGACGGGAGAUAUGAACUUCCUGACACACUGUUGAGUUUAGCCAUUCAGAUAAAAUGUGGUACGUCUGAGGAUUUGAGAAGAAACCGGUGUUGAAAUGUAGGAAAUUAUGUAUUCUGAUGUUUUUUUUUUGAUCGUAGUGCUCAAGUACAAUGACCAGGCUGUGCUGGAUUUAUUUGUUUGUGGUGAUAAUUUUUUGCAACAAAAAAAAAAACAACCUGAAAGAUAUCACGAUUAUCGGGCGCAAAUAAAAGUCUGUACGAGAUCAUGAAAAGUGAUUUGGAAGUCGGUUAUUCCCACGUGACGCGAAUGCAGCGUCGCUCUGACGGGUCAUGUGACAAUAAACAAUAUUCGGAUGGAUUUCUGUAUCUGUAGAUAUCAUAACUUCUGUCACGUUGUGCGUCAGUCGGCCGUAGAGAGUCGCCGACAUGCCCCGCCCCCCCCUUGACACCCCCCUCUCCACCGCUGUGUGAUGUCACGGUGGACACGUGGUCUCGGUGACAUCACCGUGAGGAUUACUCGGACCGGCUGCGUUUAGCUCGUAGUUUAGCUAACAGCUGUUGCUAUUUUACUUGAAGGCGUUUUUUGAUUGCAACACACACACGCACACACACACACACACACACACACACACACACACACACACACACACACACACACUCGAUUCAACUGCACCAACCUUGAUUUCUUGUCUGUAAAGAGGAAACAAACAGGGCUAACCUUUUUUUAAGCCUCUUCUGGUGCUGUGUGUGUGUGUGUGUGUUUCCAUUAGCUCAUGUCUUGUGUUCUUAUUGGCUGUCAGAUUGUGUGUGUGUGUGUGUGUGUGUGUGUGUGUGUGUGAGACCCCCACAGUGUCCAGGUCAGACCCCCCUUAUGACAGUAUCCAGUUUUCUUUACUAAAAAGCGGUUUUUUUGGUUACAUCUCUCUGACAGGAGUCUGGCUCUUUUACUGUAUGAUGUAAUACUGCUGCUUAUGAUUUAUUUGUGACAUCAUCUGUUAGUUGUUAGUUGUUAGUUGUGAAGCUUUUUUCGUUGAGAGGACUCUGAGGAUGUAAUGAAGCACUGUGAAGAGCUGGACUCAGCCUCUCUGCAUACUUUUAUACCGCUGCUGUCUCCAGUUCGCUAACGGCAUGGAUUUAACAUUCAAUAAAGGUCAAAGUUCACA